AGGCUCUUCAGAAGAGACGAGGGUAGCUGUUAGGCACCGCGACGGUCUGCAUCUUCAGGCGCGGCCAGUCACCAUAAAGAGGAACAUCGAACAUCCUUGGAAGGUCAAGGUGAGAUCUACGCGGAUCACUGAAAGGUGAGACAGGUGUUUAGUUUGCUAUAUCUUCAGGAGACAGCUCAGAAUGUUUGAAAGAUCCAGCUAGAGAUCUUACCCUUCCUGGAGACAAAGUGUGGAAGUAAAGCUCUUUAAAAAGCAGUUUCGGUGGGAUCUCAUAUGUUCCCCACACCUUGAACAUCAUUGAACGAAUUCAGCCUUUCCUUCAGGUAAAGCAUCACCUGGACGUUAGAGAGGCAAAUCUAAGUAAAACAAUGUACCUGGUGCACACGUCUCACCCGCAGUUUGUGGGCUUCUGCCUGGGCCUUGUGGGAUGGAUCCUAUCGGUGGUGACUAUCGGAAUAAUCCAGUGGCGGGUCUGGUACACUGCAGACACUGCAGUCAUAACAUCAGGGGUGGCCUGGGUUGGCAUCUGGAGGGUUUGCUUUUACAGUCGCUGGCUGGUGACCUCACAAUACCAGCUGCUCUUCUGUCAGCCUAUGAAGAUUUGGGACACGUUUGUGUCCUUCGAUAUCCGAGCAGCUCAGGUUCUCACGCUGGUGGCGGCUGUCACUGGGGUUGGCGGGAACGUCAGUGCGGCGUAUGGACUCCAGAAAAUCUUCUUUGGGAUCGAGGAGCAGAAGCUCAUCAUGACUGCUUUCCGAAUGGCCGGGACCCUCUACCUACUAGCAGGGGUGUGCUCCCUCUUGCCUCUUGCAUGGAACGUAUACUCCGUGGUGGGCAAUCAUACAAUAGCCUUCCCCUCCAGCUUUCACAUGCCCUCUGCCCCAGUCAAACAGGAAGUGGGGGAUGGCAUUGGGAUAGGGAUCAUAGCCUCUAUAAUAAUGAUGAGCAGUGGCUUUGUAUUUCUCUCCUAUAGGUUUCCAGUUGUCCUUUUGCCCAGGGAUCUUGCUCUGGGACAGAAUAAAGGUGAAUCUGAUUCAUUAGGUAUUGGCAAAAGCUACUCUCAAAGGUCGGUACCUCACAGAAACAAAAACACUGAAAAUCUCUCAUAUGUCCGAGAAAACCCUGCAUUCCAGGUACAUGUGUGAUACUUGGGCGGUUUGAACUGUUUAUCAUUUUCAGUGCAAAGUUAUUCCUACUGAGGAGUAAACUUUACCUUACAGGAGUAACGUCA
This is a messenger RNA of Brienomyrus brachyistius, 1231 nucleotides long. RefSeq names its product claudin-34-like. The coding region runs from base 369 to 1145 and encodes 258 amino acids. NCBI's taxonomy places the organism in Eukaryota, Metazoa, Chordata, Actinopteri, Osteoglossiformes, Mormyridae. Gene Ontology annotation, cellular component: plasma membrane; bicellular tight junction. The record is from RefSeq and is a predicted model, not a curated record. Gene Ontology annotation, biological process: cell adhesion; bicellular tight junction assembly. Gene Ontology annotation, molecular function: structural molecule activity. The transcript has 2 exons.